AUGGCGACUUUCCAAGACACAGGAAAAUGCAAGGGUUAUGCGUGGGUGGAAUUUGAAGAACUCGCUGCCGCAGAAGCAGCGGUGAGAGGAUUCAUGUUGAUCAAGGAGGAUGAUGAGGAAGAGGAUUCCUCUGAUAGUGAUUCCGACUCGGCCUCUGAGAAGAAGAAGAAGUCGAAGAAGCUAAAGCCCCGUAUGCAAAGGGUUUGGGUGAACCAGCUCAUGGGUCGCCGUAUGCGAAUGGAGUUUGCCGAAGAUGCGUCUACACGAUACAAGAAGCGCUUCGGAAAGGAUGCCGAGAAGAAGGAUGAACCCGCUAUCACCGAAGUCGAUGGCGAAUCACGAGAAAGACCCCGACACAAGAAGAGACGUGAAUCCAUCGAUGAGUCUCGCUACUCCAAGGAAACCGUCCAGAAGCUCAGUGGUGCCAUUGUCGAGGGCCAAGGUCAGAAGACCACGUUUGACUAA
Penicillium samsonianum is the source of this 465-nucleotide messenger RNA. RefSeq names its product Nucleotide-binding alpha-beta plait. The coding region runs from base 1 to 465 and encodes 154 amino acids. Gene Ontology annotation, molecular function: nucleic acid binding. The record is from RefSeq and is a predicted model, not a curated record. The transcript has a single exon. NCBI's taxonomy places the organism in Eukaryota, Fungi, Ascomycota, Eurotiomycetes, Eurotiales, Aspergillaceae.